Messenger RNA from Acomys russatus (golden spiny mouse), 1777 nucleotides. It is a transcript of the gene Chrnb3, whose product is annotated as cholinergic receptor nicotinic beta 3 subunit. The record is from RefSeq and is a predicted model, not a curated record. Gene Ontology annotation, molecular function: acetylcholine-gated monoatomic cation-selective channel activity; transmembrane signaling receptor activity. Gene Ontology annotation, cellular component: neuron projection; synapse; postsynaptic membrane. NCBI's taxonomy places the organism in Eukaryota, Metazoa, Chordata, Mammalia, Rodentia, Muridae. The transcript is spliced from 6 exons. Gene Ontology annotation, biological process: nervous system process; regulation of membrane potential; chemical synaptic transmission. The coding region runs from base 366 to 1760 and encodes 464 amino acids.
CAGCACGCUCACUACACAGAUCCAGACACAAGAAAAUCCCACAGUGAUAUUUUAAACUCAUCCUCCUCUCUCAUCCCAUCUCUCUCUGUCAGCGGGCAAAUUAAUAAGCCAGGAGUUAGGACCCAGAGAUGGUUUUAGCCUCACAAGAUCUGACAGCUCACUGGGCAUCAGUGAAGUGCACUUUAGGAAACCCACUCCACAGGGAGGUGACCUGUGACUAUUUUCAUCCCAGGCAGCUGGUCACGAUCCCCUUGAGUUCCACCUAGACUUUGAGCCGCUUGCGUUUUGUUUUCUGACCCUGUUCCUUUCCGGUGGAAACGCUCUGUGGGUGAAAGGGAAGAAAUCAUCUCUCUGAAGCAGACGUCAUGACAGGCUUUCUUCUGGUCCUUCUGGUUCCCACUGUCACUCUCUCAGGUUCCUGGGUGACUCUCACAGCCUCUGCAGCACUCAGCUCCAUCGCCCAACAUGAAGACGCGCUCCUCAGACACUUGUUCCAAGACUACCAGAAAUGGGUUCGCCCUGUGCUGAAUUCCAGUGACACCAUAAAAGUAUAUUUUGGCUUGAAAAUAUCUCAGCUUGUGGACGUGGAUGAAAAGAAUCAGCUGAUGACAACAAAUGUGUGGCUCAAGCAGGAAUGGACAGAUCAAAAGUUACGCUGGAAUCCCGGAGAAUAUGGUGGCAUUAACUCUAUAAAGGUUCCGUCGGAAUCGCUGUGGCUCCCUGACAUAGUUCUCUUUGAAAAUGCUGAUGGGCGUUUCGAAGGCUCCCUCAUGACCAAGGCUGUUGUGAAAUCCAGCGGAACCGUCAGCUGGACUCCUCCCGCCAGCUACAAAAGUUCCUGCACCAUGGAUGUCACAUUUUUCCCGUUCGACAGGCAGAACUGCUCGAUGAAGUUUGGAUCCUGGACUUACGAUGGUACCAUGGUUGACCUCAUCCUGAUCAAUGAAAACGUUGACCGGAAAGACUUUUUUGAUAAUGGAGAGUGGGAGAUACUGAAAGCAAAGGGGAUGAAGGGCAGCAGAAGGGAAGGGUCCUAUUCCUAUCCGUUCGUUACCUACUCCUUCGUUCUGAGACGCCUGCCAUUAUUUUACACCCUCUUUUUGAUAAUCCCCUGCCUGGGGCUGUCUUUCCUCACGGUCCUGGUGUUCUACUUACCUUCCGACGAAGGGGAAAAACUUUCAUUAUCGACCUCGGUUUUGGUCUCGUUGACAGUGUUUCUUUUAGUAAUUGAAGAAAUAAUCCCGUCCUCUUCAAAAGUCAUUCCUCUCAUUGGCGAGUACCUCCUCUUCAUUAUGAUUUUUGUUACCCUGUCAAUUAUCGUCACGGUUUUUGUAAUUAAUGUUCACCACAGAUCUUCUUCAACGUACCAUCCCAUGGCCCCCUGGGUGAAGAGGCUGUUUCUGCAAACACUUCCCAGAUGGCUUUGCAUGAAGGACCCCACCGACCGCUUUCCUUUCCCUAAUGGAAAGGAGAGUCAAGCCUCAGCGAGGGGGAAAGCCCCUGGGAAAAAGAAACACACUCCUACCAGUGAUGGAGAAAAAGUUCUGGUCACUUUCCUGGAAAAGGCCGCCGAGUCCAUCAGAUACAUCUCUGGGCACGUGAAGAAGGAGCACCUCAUCAGCCAGGUAGUGCAAGACUGGAAAUUUGUGGCUCAAGUUCUUGACCGCAUCUUUCUGUGGCUCUUUCUGAUAGCUUCAGUUUUGGGCUCCAUUCUGAUUUUUAUUCCAGCCUUGAAGACGUGGCUACAUCGUUUCCAUUAGGAACUACUUGCUGGAUC